Messenger RNA from Trypanosoma brucei brucei TREU927, 420 nucleotides. RefSeq lists its product as hypothetical. The transcript has a single exon. NCBI's taxonomy places the organism in Eukaryota, Euglenozoa, Kinetoplastea, Trypanosomatida, Trypanosomatidae. The coding region runs from base 1 to 420 and encodes 139 amino acids. The record is from RefSeq and is a predicted model, not a curated record.
AUGUCACGAAAAGCUCUUACAAGACCACUUACCGCACUCGCGACAUCCAUGAGCAAGAGGAUCGAUCGCAUGAAUGAGCCGUUAAAGCGUCAUGUUGAAGAGCAUUACCGCUCGGGUGAGGAUCUCUGUGCAAGUGUUUGGCGUGAGUACUGGUCAUAUCAAAGGGCACUCCUUCCUUACCGUUGGAGAAGGCUCUCCGGUGAGCUGUCGUACAUAAGAGGGGGGCGGCUUUCCUUAGCUGCAACGGAGACAAAGGACGUCGUUCUUUAUCUCCGUGCAAUCACGAAAUGUUUGUUUCUAUUUCUUCUGUGUACCGUAGUGGGACGUCGUUCCGUUUUCCCUCCACUGGAGCCCGGCUCUCCAUUCGCUCAAGAAAUUGAAGCAAACUGGCAGCCAAACCACAGACGUGGUGUUUUGUAA